Molecule: messenger RNA, 1455 nt
Organism: Pseudocercospora fijiensis CIRAD86
Lineage: Eukaryota; Fungi; Ascomycota; Dothideomycetes; Mycosphaerellales; Mycosphaerellaceae
Exons: 1
Coding region: 1-1455 (484 amino acids)
Biological process (GO): regulation of transcription by RNA polymerase II
Cellular component (GO): nucleus
Molecular function (GO): RNA polymerase II cis-regulatory region sequence-specific DNA binding; DNA-binding transcription activator activity, RNA polymerase II-specific
Source: RefSeq, a predicted model, not a curated record
AUGAGCUACCUUGGCAGUGACUGGACGAGUGGCAGCCAGCUACAUGACGAUGGAACCAUUCUCAGCCGAACGCGCGAAUUGAACAAGUCGGCUGACACCUUUAAGUCAGUCGGCGAUACCCUUUCAAGCAACGUCUACGAUGAGAUGGCCCGCGUCACGACCUCCUGCGAUCUCAUGGUACGAUACUUUGACACCUGGGAUGCGGUAUUUCCGCUGGUAGAUCAAAUCGAGUUUGGAAGAGAUUAUAACGUCAUGCUCGCGAAUCCGCGAAGCGUGCCAGUAUGCUUCGUACUCAAGGUCUUGGUCAUGCAGGCGCUCGCAAAUGCGACUUACCCUGCGAAUGAAGCACCCAUAUCGAAGGAAACGGUCCGGAGAUGGCUAGACUUAGCAUCAGCGAUACCUGUGUCUGCGAUGGCCUUCGGUGAAAUUCACGUCCACUCGGUCCAGAUGUUCACCCUCAUCAACUUGGCUGAUCAAGUGUUGUCUCUCGACUCCACAAGCGGCUACAUCAAAUCGGGAGUAGUCGUGCGCUCUGCCAUGAUUCGCGGUCUGCACUUGAGUGAUGGCGUAAGGCUGUCCUCACCGGAAAGUGGUAUAGACGAGCAGAAACUUUGGCACAGCAUCGUUGAGGUUGAUCAGCAUGCCUGCUUGGCCGCUGGGAUGCCACCUUCUGUGCCGAAUUCAUUAGCUGAUCAGACAUCCAUCGACGCAUCUUCCAGCCAGUACUUCGGUCAGGAACUAGACCAGACGAGUCUCCAAACACUUCUGGCCAGCACUUUACCAAUACGACAGAGAAUUCUAACAGUUCUCAACGGCGAGAGAAAGCUGCACUUUGAACAAGUCGUGGAACUAAGCGGCGUAUUGACGCGAGCCUUCGCUCCCGUUUCGACACGAGAAGACGUCCCUCAAGCUCAGAAGACGUUCCAAUACAAAUACAUAUCGUUCGUAUAUGCCAGAUUCUUAGCUGCGCUACAUCGGCCUUUCGCCACAAUGAGCGAUCCCGCCUUCUACCUCUCGCGAAGCCUCGCUGUACGACUUUCCAAGCGCUGCCUUCGGGAGCUGUCAAGAGCAUAUAAACGGCGAGGAAACGUCGACCACUUCGAUGCCCUGCUACCCGGUAACGGUAUCAUGUUCCGUUCUGAAGCAUUGCAAGCGCUCUUAGUCUGCUGUCAUGAGAUGAUACGAGAAGACAAUGCAAUGCAAAUGGCUCUUUCACCGCCAGACGAGGGUCGUACUUCUGUCAUGGAAGCUAUCAAGGACUUUUUUGGGAUAGCCGAAGCAAGGGUGCAGCUGCACGAGCUUCCAGAGCGAUUCUUCCUGGCACCCGCAAUGGUAUAUGCGCAUACUCUCGCAACAGCACGUAGCAGACCGGAUUCUGAGGACUACCGAAGAGCUAUGGCCGAAGCUGGACGUGAGGCGUUGCGGAUUGUGGAUUAUCGUGCUUGCACGACCUAA